Molecule: messenger RNA, 618 nt
Organism: Malania oleifera
Lineage: Eukaryota; Viridiplantae; Streptophyta; Magnoliopsida; Santalales; Ximeniaceae
Exons: 2
Coding region: 1-618 (205 amino acids)
Source: RefSeq, a predicted model, not a curated record
AUGACGGCGAUGAAAAACAGAGUCCAGCAAUAUCUUCCGAUUCCCGAUCAGGCGACCUAUGACUACCGAAUAUGGAACGUCAUCACCGAAGGAGACUACGUCUUCAAAAAUGAGGAAGGUGAUGACAUACCAAUUGGGAAACUUCCCGAGACUGAUGCAAAGCUAGCACAACUGAACUUCAAGACCAAGAACUUCUUUUAUUGUGCUGUGAACGAUGAAGAGUACAACCGAAUCUGUGGAUGCAAAAUGGCUAAGGAGAUGUGGGAAAAGCUUCAGGUAACUUAUGAAGGAACAACCCAGGUAAAGAAAUCGAAAAUUUAUAUGUUGGUUAAAGAAUAUGAAAUGUUUAAAAUGGAAGAGGGUGAAAUAAUUACUGCUAUGUUUACUCAUUUUACACUUAUCACAAAUGGACUAAAAGCUCUUGGUAAAGAAUACUCUAUGGAAGAUAAUGUGCAGAAAGUCCUUUGCACUCUACCUGCAUCCUGGCAUGCCAAGUCCACAACAAUUGAAGAAGCGAAGGACCUAUCAAAGGUCACUCUUGACAAGCUGAUUGGGUCUCUCAUGACCUAUGAAAUCAAGAAGAAAAAUGCUACCACAGAAGCUGAAGCACCCAAGUAG